GCUGCCGAUGCAUUCUUUCGGUUCUUUUGCGCUCUCGCGAGCAUGACAUUGUUUGACAGAAUUUUGACGUGAUAUUGCUGCAAGGCAAAAGUUCUGUAUUCCGUAUUUUAUUUAAUUCUUUUGAAUAUUUUUUACAAAUUGUGCCAAUAAAAAGUGAAAGAGGUGCAUUCCGAUCGUGAUCAAAUGAUUUACACAUACUAAGGCUAACUUUUGUUUGAAAAGACCUAGCUGAAAAUAGGCUCAAGAUGUCUCGUCAUCGAAAUGUCCGUACUAUGAAUUACGAUGAAUACGAUGACGAUGACGACUACCAGUAUAGCCACUCAGUGGAAGAUGAUUGCAUAUCUCCGUCGGAUGCUAAGGUGUGGAUUUAUGAUCGCGAAAAGGGACAACGAAACAUGUCAGAGUUUUUAGCAAACCACAGGGAUAUUGCGGAAGAGGACGACGAACAAUUGAAGGCAGAAUGCGAACAAUCAGAAAAAGAAAUGCAAAAAUUGCAGCGGAGAGAUUCAGAGUGUUAUCAAAUACCUCAACUAGACGACGAAGAUCGAGUACGAUUAGUAUCCUGCAUGGAGGAAAUAAGAAACAUUAUUGGCGAGAGCAUCACCGACCGACAACUUGUUGAAGCUAUCAUGAAACACAAUUACGAUUUUAACAAGGCCCUAGAUGAUAUUCUUAACAGUAGUAAAACUCCACCAACUUUUAUUCCUAACUGUGAGGCAGGAAAAAGCACUAUGGAAUCCGUCGAAAAAGGGGUUGGUGAUCGGUUAUUCGAGAAAUCAGACAAGCUGCUAGCCCAAAAUCCUGCACUACUAACAACCACAGUUCCAGUCAUUGAAGCAAGUAAACCAACCAUUCUCGUAACACCAUCCGCGAAAAAAGUAGGCGUUACUCUGGGGUUCGAAAUAAACAGCCCGCGGGUACAGUCUCCCUCUGUAUCCGGACGCAACACACCGGAGAUCAGCGAAGAGGGCAAACAACAACAGACACAGAAACCUAUUCCCAGGGAACUACAACGGAAUGCUCAGGAACUAUUCAAUAAGGAACGAGGGGCGGAUAAACAGCACAUACAUAUGGUUGUCAUCGGCCAUGUCGAUGCCGGUAAAAGUACGUUAAUGGGACACUUACUGUGCGACACUGGCUAUAUUUCCCAGCGGAUAAUGCACAAAAAUGAGCAAGAAAGUAAAAAGAUGGGCAAGCAGAGUUUUAUGUAUGCAUGGGUGCUAGAUGAAACAGGUGAAGAACGAGAACGAGGUAUAACUAUGGAUGUGGGAAGCUCAAAGUUCGAAACUGCCAGUAAACAGAUAACUCUUUUGGAUGCACCUGGUCACAAGGACUUCAUACCGAACAUGAUCUCAGGAGCGAAUCAAGCAGACGUUGCUCUACUUGUUGUAGAUGCCACCAGAGGAGAAUUUGAAACUGGCUUUGAGCAAGGUGGCCAAACUCGUGAGCAUGCUUUGCUAGUGCGUUCAUUAGGAGUUAACCAAUUAGGAGUCGUAAUCAACAAGCUGGACACCGUGAAUUGGUCGAAGGAUCGUUUCGAUGAGAUUGUUGGCAAACUGAAAAUUUUCCUCAAGCAAGCCGGAUUCAAAGACACCGAUGUGAUGUAUGUCCCUUGUUCUGGUCUGACUGGACAAAAUUUAGUGAAAGACCCAACUGAUCCAGAGUUACUGAAAUGGUAUAAAGGACCGACUCUGCUUAAAGUAAUUGAUACAUUCAAAACUCCUGAACGCUUGAUUGACAAACCCUUCCGUAUGUCAAUUUCGGAUAUAUUCAAAGGUACUGGUUCCGGAUUUUGUAUCUCUGGUCGUAUCGUAUCCGGUGUGAUUUGUGUCAAUGAUAAAGUGUUGGUUUGUCCCAGCAAGGAGCAAGCGGUUGUGAAAAAUAUCGCAAUCGAUGAGGUGCAAUACACAACCUGUUUCGCUGGCGAUCAGGUUUCGAUCACACUGGCAAACGUGGACAUGGCUAACAUCGCCGUUGGGUUUUUACUCGGUGACAUUUACAAUCCGAUUCCGCUGGCAACACGAAUCCGUGCUCGUAUUGUGGUGUUUAAUAUCAAAGUUCCCAUUACAAUGGGCUAUCCAGUGCUUCUGCAUCACCAGUCACUCAUCGAACCGGCGAUAAUUUAUAAACUGAAGGCACAGUUGCACAAGGGUACGGGCGAGAUAGUGAAGAAAAAUCCUCGCUGCUUGGGAAAUAAUUCGUGUGCUCUUGUUGACAUUGAAUUCCAACGAUCUAUUGGUAUGGAACGAUACGCAGACUGCAAGGAGUUAGGCAGAAUUAUGCUUAGGGUGAGUGGAGUAACGAUCGCUGCUGGGCUUGUUACAGAUAUUGUGAAAUGAGGUAGGUUCAUAAGGGUGGUUUUUACAGUCAAAGAUUUGCAAUAAAAUGAAAAUGACAAA
Molecule: messenger RNA, 2399 nt
Organism: Topomyia yanbarensis
Lineage: Eukaryota; Metazoa; Arthropoda; Insecta; Diptera; Culicidae
Product: protein HBS1-like
Exons: 6
Coding region: 246-2339 (697 amino acids)
Biological process (GO): translation
Molecular function (GO): GTPase activity; GTP binding
Source: RefSeq, a predicted model, not a curated record